This is a messenger RNA of Myotis lucifugus (little brown bat), 993 nucleotides long. Its product is annotated as angiotensin-converting enzyme-like. Gene Ontology annotation, cellular component: plasma membrane. The record is from RefSeq and is a predicted model, not a curated record. Lineage: Eukaryota; Metazoa; Chordata; Mammalia; Chiroptera; Vespertilionidae. The transcript has 6 exons. The coding region runs from base 43 to 993 and encodes 316 amino acids. Gene Ontology annotation, molecular function: metallopeptidase activity; peptidyl-dipeptidase activity. Gene Ontology annotation, biological process: proteolysis.
CAUGUUCUCAACUCUCCCUAGUACAACUCUCUGCAGAGCCACAUGAACAGAGUCUUCACUUCUGCCAGGGUCUGCUACCCCAACAUGAAUGACAGCUGCUGGUUCCUGGACCCAGACCUCAUGCAUGUCCUGUCUGUCACACGAAACUACGGGCUGCUGCUGUACGUCUGGGAGGGCUGGCACAAUGCCGUGGGCAUCCCACUGAAACCCCUGUUCCAGGAAUUCACUGCCCUCAGCAAUGAGGCCUUCAAGCGAGAUGGCUUCGCGGACACAGGGGACUACUGGCGCUCCUGGUAUGAGUCGCCCACCUUAGUGGAGGAUCUGGAGAACCUCUUCCAUCAAAUAGAGCCCCUCUAUCUGAACCUCCAUGCCUACGUCCGCCGCAAGCUGCACCAACGCUACGGGGACAGAUACAUCAACCUCAGGGGACCCAUCCCUGCUCACCUGCUGGGGGACAUGUGGGCCCAGAGCUGGGACAACAUCUACAACAUGGUGGUGCCUUUCCCUGACAAGCCCACUCUCGACGUCACCGAAACUAUGGUGAAGCAGGGCUGGAACGCCACACACAUGUUCCGGGUGGCGGAGGAGUUCUUCACCUCCCUGGGGCUCCUGCCCAUGCCGCCUGAGUUUUGGGCAGAGUCCAUGCUGGAGAACCCAAACGACGGGCGUGAGAUGGUGUGCCACGCCUCCGCCUGGGACUUCUACAACAGGAAGGACUUCAGGAUCAAGCAGUGCACACGGGUGGCUAUGGAGCAGCUGUCCACAGUGCACCACGAGAUGGGCCACAUCCAGUACUACCUGCAGUACAAGGACCAGCCUGUCUCCCUGCGCCAAGGCGCCAACCCUGGCUUCCACGAGGCCAUCGGGGAUGUGCUGGCGCUCUCUGUCUCCACUCCUGUCCAUCUGCACAAAAUUGGCCUGCUGGACCAAGUCAGGUAUGGGGGCGUAGAGGCCCCAGCCAGCCCCACAGCGCCCACAGCAGGACUCCGCUAG